UUCGACCACAAGUUUAACGCUUUUAAACGUUUCAGUUGUCGUUCAGUGUACUUAAUUUUUCAGUAUUUUUUGUUAAAAGUGUUUAUUUUAGUGAUUUAUUUAUGUGUGUUGGUGCUUGAUUAGUAUAGCAUUACACAUUUUAAUAGGAAACAUGGCUCUUGAAAUCAGUAAAAAGGAAGUAGAAGAUAUCAAGCCGUACUUAGAAAAGACUGUCACCAAGUUUCUUGGGUUUCGAGAACCUUCCAUUGUUACAACACUUAUGCAUUGCUUUACUUCGGGUUACGAUAAAUACAAAACAGCUGAUAAGCUGAGGUCAUCGAUAUUAGAUCCUGGCAAAGCUGCGUCGCUAACCGAUAAAGCGUUCGAUUUAGCCAAAGGAAUGACUAUGAAAAACAAUAACAUUCCUAUAACAAACAAGAGACCUAUAAAAACUGAAUAUGAAGAAAAUAAUAUUAAACGUAUAAAAAAAGAAGAUUUAACAACUAUCAAAGAGGAAGCACUUUCUACUGGACAGAUUAAAGAUAUGAUGGUAAACGCACAAAAAAUGAUUGAAGAACGCAAAAAAGCAUUAGCGAUAACAAGUGCUCCAAAGUCUUCUAAUAAUAAAGACAAAAAGCCUCAAUUAACGACGGAUUUCGAAAAGCAAGCAAAAAUUGCUCAACUACAGGCACAAAUACAAAAAAAAUUGGCUAGUGGUUUGAUAAAAACUGUUCCGAGUGUGCCCAAGACUCUAAACUCAUCGGCAGAAAAACCAACUCCCCUUAUUCUUGAUAGUGAAGGUCGUACAAUAGACAUAACUGGUAAGGAAGUACAAUUGACUCAGGUCAUACCAACAUUAAAAGCGAACAUAAGAGCCAAAAAACGGGAAGAAUUUAAACAAACAUUUAGUGAAAAAUCGACUGAAGAUUCUUCAGAAGUAAAAUUUUUUGAUCCUCGUUUAACUAUGAAAACUAAUAUUCGUACAAAGCGGUCAUUAAAAUUCCACGAACCAGGAAAGUUUCAACAAAUUGCCGAUAGACUUAGAAUGAAGGCUCAAUUAGAAAAAUUGCAAAAUGAAAUAUCACAAAUUGCUCGGAAGACUGGAAUAUCAUCAGUGACGAAAAUGGCUUUGCUCGUGCCUAAAGAAGAACAAUUAACUGAACACUGCCCCGAUGUAGAAUGGUGGGAUAGUGUUAUUUUAGAUGGCUCGUCGUAUUUGAGUGAAACUGGCGAAGUUCAAAUUAAACGUAGUAAUAUAUCUCAUUUGGUAGAGCAUCCAUUACAAAUGAGACCGCCAAGUGAUCCAUUAAAACCAGUUUUCAUGCCCGUAUUUUUAACCAAGAAGGAAAGAAAGAAAUUGCGUCGACAAAAUCGACGUGAAACAUGGAAAGAAGAACAGGAGAAAAUACGUCUUGGUCUAGAACCUCCAGCUGAACCUAAACUUCGUAUAUCAAACUUGAUGAGAGUAUUAGGGACAGAGGCUGUUCAAGAUCCAACAAAAAUGGAAUCGCAUGUUAGAGCUCAAAUGGCUAAAAGACAAAAAGCCCACGAAGAAGCUAACGCUUCUCGGAGAUUAAACCCAGAACAAAGACGGGAGAAGAAAAUAAGAAAAAUUCAAGAAGACACCAGUCUCGGAGUUAAUGUUGCAAUUUAUAGAAUUAAUAAUUUAACAAAUCCUUCUAAGAAGUAUAAAAUAGAAACAAAUUGUAAACAGUUAUUCAUGACUGGAUGUGUCAUUAUGUGCAAAGAUUGUAAUGUUGUUAUUGUAGAAGGUGGUCCAAAACAGCAAAAAAAGUACAAAAGAUUGAUGUUGCACAGAAUGAAGUGGGAAGAAGAUGUUAUAAAAACAAAAGACGAGUUGGAACCUAAAUCUAAUAACAAAUGUUCAUUAGUAUGGGAGGGCAUGUCAAAGCAACGCAAUUUCGGAGAAAUCAAAUUUAAGGUUUGUGCUUCUGAGAAACUGGCUCGAGAACAGCUGAAAAAGCACGGAGUAGAACAUUAUUGGGAUUUGGCUUACAGCGAUCUUAUAAUGGAUUAAUUAUUUACAUUUUAUUUCAUCAUGAAAUAUUUUUCUUGAAUACCUGAAGUGUCUAAACAAGUAAUGCAAAUGUACUGUCGUGAAAAAUAUUAGUAAUUAUAAUUAUAAUAAUUUAUGAAA
Molecule: messenger RNA, 2137 nt
Organism: Adelges cooleyi (spruce gall adelgid)
Lineage: Eukaryota; Metazoa; Arthropoda; Insecta; Hemiptera; Adelgidae
Gene: Prp3
Product: U4/U6 small nuclear ribonucleoprotein Prp3
Exons: 11
Coding region: 152-2017 (621 amino acids)
Biological process (GO): mRNA splicing, via spliceosome
Cellular component (GO): U4/U6 x U5 tri-snRNP complex
Source: RefSeq, a predicted model, not a curated record